Mugil cephalus (flathead mullet) is the source of this 3562-nucleotide messenger RNA. RefSeq names its product coagulation factor XIII, A1 polypeptide b (gene f13a1b). The transcript is spliced from 15 exons. Gene Ontology annotation, molecular function: protein-glutamine gamma-glutamyltransferase activity. Lineage: Eukaryota; Metazoa; Chordata; Actinopteri; Mugiliformes; Mugilidae. The record is from RefSeq and is a predicted model, not a curated record. Gene Ontology annotation, biological process: peptide cross-linking; blood coagulation, fibrin clot formation. The coding region runs from base 198 to 2426 and encodes 742 amino acids.
GAAGACUCUAGGUUGGAGAAGCAGCAGCAGCAGCAGCACCAGCAGCAGCAGCAGCAGCAGCAACAGGCCCUCUCCAUCCAACAGCAGCUCCUCUACAACUUCAGCUGACGUAUUUCCAACUCUGCAUUUGCAGUUAUUCUACAGAUACAAAGGCUAGUUGUCCUGCAAGGAAUCACCCACCCUGAACUGUUUCCACCAUGACGGAUCAAGGUUCCACCGCAACCCCUUCUUCUGCUCCCCCUGUUCCCACCGGACCUCCUCCCAAGGUGACGAACCGUGGACGCACCACGGUUCCGAUCGACAGCUCCAACUCUGACACACCAGAGAUCCCCGAGUUCGAGUUCUUCGGUGUUCCAGGCCCCAGGGGAUAUCCACCUAUGACUGGGUACCUGGACAUCUGGGACGUAGACAUGAUUAAGAGGCCAGAUGAGAGCAACAAGAUGAGCCACCGCACCAUGCUGUUCAACUCGGACUAUCUCAUCGUUCGCAGAGGACAAGAGUUCCAGGUCAAGGUCACCUUUAAUCGUCCCUACAAACCCGCUGAAGACCAGUUUGCUCUGGAGUUUGUUAUCGGUUCCAGCCCUCAGUUCAGCAAGGGCACCUACAUUCCCGUUUUCCCCACAACGGACCGCCAGAGCACCUGGGGGGGCCGCAUCAUAAAUACUUCUGACAACAUGGUCACCAUGGGCAUCACCCCCUCCGCAAGCUGCAUUGUGGGGAAGUAUCACAUGUACGUCGCCGUGCUGACACCCCACGGCAUCCGCAGGACCAGACGAGACACCAGCCGAGACCUCUACAUCCUCUUCAAUCCCUGGGCGCGAGACGAUGCUGUGUUUCUGGAUAAUGAAGAAGAGAGGGAGGAGUGUGUGAUGACUGAGAUGGGGAUCAUCUAUCACGGCGCUUUCGACGACGUCUCUGAGAGAAACUGGAACUAUGGACAGUUCAACUAUGGAGUGCUGGAUGCAUGUUUGUACAUCAUGGACAGGGCUGAGAUGCCCAUCACCAACAGAGGAGACCCCAUUAAGGUGACCAGAAAGGCCUCUGCCAUGCUCAACUCUCGUGACGACGAUGGCGUGUUGGUGGGGAACUGGAGCGGUGACUACACCUACGGAGUGGCGCCCACUUCCUGGACUGGCAGCACAGACAUCCUGCUCAGCUAUGCUAGUAGCAAAAUGCCAGUCUGCUAUGCACAGUGCUGGGUCUAUGCUGCUGUCUUCAACUCCUUCCUACGCUGUCUGGGCAUCCCCUCCCGCGUCGUCACCAACUUCUACUCUGCUCAUGACAAUGACGGGAACCUGAGGACCGACAUAAUCUUGGAUGACAACGGCAGAAUCGACCGAAACCGCACCAAGGACUCUAUCUGGAACUACCACUGCUGGAAUGAGUGCUACAUGUCCAGACCAGAUCUCCCUCCUGGUUUUGGAGGCUGGCAGGUUGUGGACGCAACACCACAGGAGACUAGUGAUGGUAUGUACAGAUGCGGACCAGCGUCAGUCCAGGCCAUCAAACAUGGACAGAUUUGCUUCCCAUUUGAUGCUGCCUUUGUGUUUGCUGAGGUCAACAGCGAUGUGGUGUUUUAUUCCCGGAACAAAGAUGGCACCAUGGCACCAGUCAAGGUGAACAGGACUCACGUUGGCCGCAUGGUUUUGACCAAAACUCCAGGAGACUUCACCCGCCGCGACAUCACCGAACAGUACAAGUUUGCUGAAGGCAGCACAGAGGAGCGAACCGUUCUGGAAAAGGCAGAAGAGUACGGCUGUAAACGAGAGAAGUCUAGCCCGCCUCUGUCUGACGUGGACCUGACCCUGCCCACUCUGGAGGUUGCCGUCGGUGACGACUUUGAGAUGAACCUGGAGUUUGUGAACCACAGCGACCAGCGGCGCACCAUCGACAUCUACAUCAGUGGGAGUGUGGUGUAUUACACUGGAGUCACCAGCGCUGAGUUCCUGUUCAGAGACCCCACAGUGACCAUUGGCCCCCAUAAAAGUGUCAAGGAGUUGGUGACGGUGGAGGCAAAGAACUACAUGAAACAUCUGGUGGAACAGGCCAACCUCAACUUUAUCGUUACUGGGAAAAUCAAAGAAACCGGCCAGAUUGUCUCCGCAAUGAAAGUUGUCACCCUGCACAAUCCCAAACUCGAUAUCAAGGUGUCGGGUCCAGGCAAAGUGAAUGAAGAGAUGAUGGUGACCGUGGAGUUUACAAACCCCUUCACCUUCAGUCUUGAUGGUGUGUACAUUCGAAUGGAAGGACCCGGGAUCAUGCCGCCCAAGUCCAAAUAUUACAGUCUGAUCACAGCAGGCUCCUCUCUGACCUGGUCUGAGUUUUUCACCCCUCAGAGGGCUGGCAGAUCCAGGAUGAUUGCGACUCUGGACUGUCCUGCUCUCAGGCAGGUCUACGGCCAGGUGUCCGUCGACAUCGAACUGUGAGGACCGCCGCGGGAUCGCUGACACUCAACAUUAUGCAGCAUAACGUCAGCCUAUAUACAGUAUAACCUAUAACACAGCUUCAGCAUUUAUACGCAACAAUGGUUAUAGUUUUAAAGCACCACAGAUGUAAUUGUAGUGAGACCGCUCAAAUUUUGUAGCUAAUCAAAAGGGAAAUGUGAUCAUUUUUUUAAGUAUUCUUAAUACAUAAAUAUGGUAAUAAAUAUUUUAAAUGCGCCUCUAUACAUUUUGGCCACUAGGGGUCAGAAUAAUCAAAGAAUCAAAGUUUCAUCUCUAACAUGAUAUCAUAAUAAUGUUGAUACAUAAUAUGAAAUGUAUUGCUUUAGCCAAAAUGAUUUCCCCAAAGAAAAAAAAAUGGAAACUGGAGAACAGUCAGAGUUAGUAUGCUGUGCGAAAGCCGAUCUAUUUUACUUAAAUCUUACACUGCAUGAUAGUAAUGUUUUUUAGUUUUUUACUUUUUUAUUAAUUUUUUAGCUUUAGCCAACUUUUAGUUUGCUUUAGAGGCCACAAGGAAACACAACUUCAGACAUGCAGAAAUGUCAGCUGAAUUUCAAAUGUGUGCGACCCGCAGAAGUUCCUAAUAAAAACCUAAACUCCCCAUAUGUAACUGAAUAAGCCACUUGAUUCAGUGGUAAAGGUCAACAAGUCCAGUAGCCUUUGUUUCAGCUUUGUUUGUUUUGUUUUUUUGUUUUUUUUGGAUACUUCUGUCCAAUGUGAGGGCUGUUAGCUAAUGUUACUAGCGUUAGCUGGGAAGACAGUGUGAUAUUGUCAUGCCUUGAUCUGCUGCUGGAACGGGAACUAUUUUGGUUUGGUUGUGCUUUUGAGGAAGUGUUCUUGCAGCAUUUUGACAUUCACUCACCAUGUGUUCCCCUUUGGAAACAUCAUCACAACUGGCAAAACACUCCUUUCAUACACUUACACCACAAAUAUCACAGUACAUAUUUUAAUUACACAUUUUAUUGCCAUCAAAUAUUACCAUUACAGAAAAAGCAUUGCAGGAGCCUCAACACCGCAAAUUUCUAUGUCUUUGCAACUGUUUUAAUUUUUUUUUUACUCAACUUUAUUAACUUUCUGUCAAUAAAUCAACAAGUAGACCAAAUAAAAGGCUAAGAACUGCA